AUGAAGGAUUUAGAACUCGCAUCACUGGAUGAGUCCAUCUAUCGCUGGCUCGAGUCUCUAAGCAACUCGUCAUCGCAAGAUUCUCAAGCUGCAAAAGUAACCGGGCCACUUUGCGAUCAGCCGAGACUCGACUGGGGCAACAUGCCAACGCCUCCGCUCUCUUCAUCAACGCCUACUCGUGACAGUUCUCCCCCCAAAAGAGCGCGCGUAGAUGAACCAAUUUACAACCCGGAUAUCCACCAAUUUGAGACUCAGACACCAGAUAGCGACAGCCUGUUCGACAACGACAAGACGCCCAAUGCCUUGCCACGAGCCAGAACGAUCCCUUCAUACAACUUAUCUGCUAUACCCAGUCUUCGGCAAACCCCCAGCCAAUCAUCUACCAAUGCAUCCUCUCACCGAUCUCCCUCGCGUGCGUCCACCAACAGAUCCGCCAGUCCUGUCAAACGUUCCACCCUCGAGCUUCUCAAAAAGCCGCUCCGCUAUGUCCCCAUAGAGGACGAUCCCACUGAGCAACUCCCUGACGACAUUGCCUCUCUCUUCGAUAGCAUCAUCAGUAUCACUCUACACCGAGAAAGGUUUCUGCCUAGUUCACUCCGUCCAGAGUUGACAGCGCUGCAUCGUAAGGGCAUGAUCAGACCUGGAUGGUAUUUCGACGUUAAUAAUAAUGAGGCAACGAACCGAUACAGUAGCGAACUUGCUGCACUUUGCAAUUUCCAAGAGGCGGCCAAGACUUGUAAGAGCGAGGAGGCUUCAGAGGCGACGUGGAAUCUCGAGGUCCAUGCUCCAUUGCUGAAGCUGGCCUUUGAUCCUUUUCCUUCACUACGUAGGGAUCUUCUCACGGCAGCACGCAUCAGCAAACCAUUUCUUCCCGAGAUGCAGGCCGCCACCAUGUAUGAUUAUACGCGUGCCAAGAUGGUAGACCUGGGCGUUCGCAUAUGUCCACCGUCAGGUAUCACACAAACCAUCCAACAAGCUCUUAUAAGCUUACCGGAUAACCAGCGUUGUAUCAACCAGACCGUCUAUGGGCCAGUUAGAAAGGACCCUAUCGCCAUGGUUAUUGAAACAAAGAUUGCGGCAGGAGAUUUGGAAGAGGCGAGGCUUCAGUUGGGGAUCUGGGUUGCAUCGUGGCACCAGCGCAUAAAGAUGUUAAUUGGAACUUCCUCAACUAGAGCUGCUACCGCUCCCAUUGUCACUCUGCCUUUGAUAAUUGUCAUGGAACAUAAGUGGCGUUUGCUGUUUGCGUGCGAUAGGCAGGACAGAAUUAGCUGCGCUGAUCCAGACUUACUGCAGGAAAUCCUUGAAGAUGUGGCGAUAGGAAGCACAGACAGUCUCAUUGGAUUAUACACAAUUAUGGCGACCUUGCGGUUAAUCGGCGCCUGGAUGCAAGAUAAAUAUGUGACUUGGCUUGGGGAGGCGUUCGGCCAUCUGAACUCAGCGACAUAG
Messenger RNA from Fusarium odoratissimum NRRL 54006, 1446 nucleotides. RefSeq lists its product as uncharacterized. The record is from RefSeq and is a predicted model, not a curated record. Lineage: Eukaryota; Fungi; Ascomycota; Sordariomycetes; Hypocreales; Nectriaceae. Bases 1 to 1446 code for a protein of 481 amino acids. The transcript is spliced from 2 exons.